Molecule: messenger RNA, 1607 nt
Organism: Gracilinanus agilis (Agile Gracile Mouse Opossum)
Lineage: Eukaryota; Metazoa; Chordata; Mammalia; Didelphimorphia; Didelphidae
Gene: BAAT
Product: bile acid-CoA:amino acid N-acyltransferase
Exons: 5
Coding region: 305-1564 (419 amino acids)
Biological process (GO): acyl-CoA metabolic process; fatty acid metabolic process
Cellular component (GO): peroxisome
Molecular function (GO): fatty acyl-CoA hydrolase activity
Source: RefSeq, a predicted model, not a curated record
CUCUACCAAUAAAAGGAGUCCCAAGCCAAUGGACUUUGAGCCUGGAUUUAUAAAAGGAACAGAACUGAAAAGGAAGAAGGGAAAGGAAGAAUGAUCACGUCACAGGCAGAUUAAGAAAGAUGAACAGAAAACUACAGGAGGGGCCAGGAGAGGAAAGCAGCCUGAGAGAGCCUGCCUGAGAGAACUUGUGGCUUGUGAGAGGUGUCUCCCAAUCAGCCCUGCAUUCAAAAUGUGUCAUAAACUGUUCUGGGUUUAUUUGACUGAAAGCUGUACUGUGAGACAUCUAUAAUUUUGGUUUCUAACAAUGGCCCAGAUAAUUGUCCACCCCAAAACAGCUCUUGUGGAUGAGCCACUGCAUAUCCGAGUAACUGGCUUGCUCCCUUCUCAGUUGGUAAUGUUGCAGGCAUCACUGACAGAUGAAAAAGGACAGCUUUUUCUUUCUCAAGUCUUCUAUAAGGCUGACAAAAAUGGAGAGAUAGACCUGGAGCAUGCAGGAGCAAUUGGAGGGGACUAUGUUGGUAUCCAUCCUAUGGGCCUCUUAUGGUCUUUGAAACCGAAGAAGAUAUUAUCUAGGCUAUUGAAACGGGAUGUGAUAAACAGCCCCUUCUUGGUUCAUCUGGAUGUGUAUGAUUUUAUACAAUUUUUCACCAGUUCACCUGACAGUCUUAUGGCCAGUGAGACUGUGGAGCGAUGGUACUCAGCACCUGGAGUACAACGAAUCCAGAUAAAGGAAGGCCAAGUUCGAGGAGCUCUCUUCCUCCCACCAGGAGAAGGCCCUUUCCCUGGAGUAAUUGAUUUAUUUGGUGGUGUUGGUGGAUUGAUCGAGUUUCGGGCCAGUCUUUUGGCCAGUCGUGGCUUUGCUGCACUGGCCUUAGCUUACUUUGCCUAUGAUGACCUGCCCAAAGAAUUAGAUGUUGUAGAUAUUGAAUACUUUGAAGAAGCUGCUGAUAUCCUGCUGAGACAUCCCAAGGUGCUUGGUCCCAGUAUUGGGGUAGUUUCAGUGAGCCGAGGAGCACAGAUUGGAGUGGCUAUGGCAAUCUUCCUGAAGCAGGUGGCAGCCACAGUCUCCAUCAAUGGUCCAUUUUUGACAGACACGAUUAUGAUCAAGUACAAAAAUGAGAGUUUUUACUCACUUCCAUCUCCAGAAAGGAUAAGAACAAAUGAGUUGGGGAUAUUAACAUGUUAUAGUGCAUUGGGAAACCCUCAAGAAGAGGCAAAUCAGCAUGCUUUCUUGCCAGUAGAAAGGGCCCAGGGUCAUUUCCUAUUCAUUGUUGGAGAGAAGGACUAUAACGUUAAUAGCAAACCUAAUGCUGAGCAAGCAAUGGAGCAGCUGAGAAGACAUGGGAAAAACAAUGGCACCCUGCUCUCCUACCCUGGAGCAGGGCACCUCAUAGAGCCUCCCUAUUCCCCUUUAUGUGUGGCCUCAUGGAAUCCCUUUAUCCCAAGACCUGUUUGGUGGGGUGGUGAGCUCAUCCCUCAUGCCGAAGCCCAAGAACAUUCCUGGAAAGAAAUUCUGAAGUUCCUCAGACAUCACCUUACCCCAACAAGCAUCAGUAAACUGUGAGAUGAUGGAUGGAUCAAAGGUUGCCAGAGGCACAAACUGGCAG